AUGCUUUUGAAACACACAUUGAGACUAUCACUCGUUGCUACUGCUGUCUCCUCUCUUGUCAGUGCUGCUGUCAUCAUUCCCAAUGCUCGUAAGCGCAGUGGAGGUGUAUCUGGCAAAUUUGUACACAUCACAGAUUUCCAUUUAGAUCCCUACUAUGUGGAGGGCGCCUCCGUCUCCAGUCUCUGCCAUCGUAAAGACGGCGACACUGGCAAAGGUAUUGCUGGUAAAUUUGGCGCUUUAGGAAGUGAUUGUGAUUCCCCAAAGGCCUUGAUUGAUGCCACAUUCGAAUUCUUGAAGCAACAGGCAUCCGAUGCAGACUUUGUCAUAUACACGGGUGAUUCCGUUCGUCAUGAUCGUGAUUACCAGGACAUGCGAGGCGACGACGAGGUCAGAUCCACUCAGCAACGAGUAGUGCACUAUUUCAAAGAGACAUUCUCCUCCAAAGUCAUCCCUGUGCUUGGCAACAAUGAUGUAGACACACACAACAAUGUCAUGGCCUACGAUGAUUCCUACACAGAUUUUGUGUCUACCUGGGCUCCAUUCGACCUGGCAUUGGGCCAAGAUUUCAUUCAAGGCGGCUACUAUGUCCAGGAGAUUACCUCCAAUCUACGUACCAUCAAUACAAACACUAUGGCCUUUUUCAAAAAGAAUGGGCUCUUGUACACAGACUGCGAUGUACCUGGACCUGGAAGAACUCAAUUAGACUGGCUGAAAAAGUCAUUGGAAGAAACGCGAGCUCAAAACUCCAAGGCUUAUAUUCUUGCGCAUGUGCCACCAAAUAGUAAAUUAGACGAGCAUUUCUACAAGGAUAGAUGCUACGAUGAGUACUACAGUCUUUUGGGCUCUUACUCGGACGUUAUUUUAGCCCACUUCUCUGGCCAUUUCAACUAUGAUCAAUUGACAGCUGUACUGCAGAACAAACAAGACGGCACCUAUACUCGAGUUGCAGCCCUGGGAGAGGAGGAAGUUCCCAUGACAGCUGCAGAACUAGAGACAUACAAGGUGGUUGGUGUCCUUUUCAAUGCGCCUUCGAUAGUGCCUCAACAGAAUCCUGCAGUUCGAAUCUAUACAUAUGAUACAGAAGGCACACAAUACCCUUAUGGCACUAUUCUUGAUUGGGAUCAAUACUAUGCCAACUUGGAAGAGGCAAAUCAGAGCGGUGUGUUGCGAUACAAGUUGGAAUACACUGCGUCAAAAUUAUACAAUGUAGAUCACUUUGAUGCCAGCGGUUUGCAGAGCGUCUUUGAAGCUAUUUCAUUAGAUGAAACAGUUCGCCAACAAUACACUGCUUUCCGUGCUGUCAAUGGUGAAAAGACAGCCGAUAUCUAA
Messenger RNA from Mucor velutinosus, 1329 nucleotides. RefSeq lists its product as uncharacterized. The coding region runs from base 1 to 1329 and encodes 442 amino acids. The record is from RefSeq and is a predicted model, not a curated record. Lineage: Eukaryota; Fungi; Mucoromycota; Mucoromycetes; Mucorales; Mucoraceae. Gene Ontology annotation, cellular component: fungal-type vacuole. Gene Ontology annotation, molecular function: exopolyphosphatase activity; phosphoric diester hydrolase activity; endopolyphosphatase activity. Gene Ontology annotation, biological process: polyphosphate catabolic process. The transcript has 7 exons.